Molecule: messenger RNA, 2325 nt
Organism: Lasiodiplodia theobromae
Lineage: Eukaryota; Fungi; Ascomycota; Dothideomycetes; Botryosphaeriales; Botryosphaeriaceae
Product: Cullin protein
Exons: 4
Coding region: 1-2325 (774 amino acids)
Biological process (GO): protein ubiquitination; SCF-dependent proteasomal ubiquitin-dependent protein catabolic process
Cellular component (GO): SCF ubiquitin ligase complex
Molecular function (GO): ubiquitin protein ligase binding
Source: RefSeq, a predicted model, not a curated record
AUGCCAUCUCCUAUGCCGCCCAUGCCCACCAAGGAUGACUCCGCGGGCACGUGGGCAUAUCUCCAGGCCGGCGUGGACCGCAUCAUGACGGACCUGCGAGAGGGUAUUGAUAUGAAAACAUACAUGGGACUGUACACAGCGAUUCACAACUUCUGUACCGCUCAGAAGGCCGUUGGUAGCGGAGGCUUCGGGGCCACCGGUGGCGCUGGUGGCGUCAACAACCGGGGAGGAGCACACCUGCUCGGUGAAGAUCUCUACCAUCACCUUAUCGAGUACCUCAAGGUCCACCUCUCCGAAGUCUACCAGAAGUCCACCGAGCACGCCGACGAAGCCCUCCUAACAUUCUACAUUAAAGAAUGGAAUCGCUACACCACCGCUGGUCAGUACAACAACCACCUGUUCCGGUACUUGAACCGUCACUGGGUCAAGCGAGAGAUGGAUGAGGGAAAGAAGAACAUCUACGACAUCUACACGUUGCACCUGGUGCGGUGGAAGGAGGACAUGUUCAUGGCUACGCAGGAGAACGUUAUGAAGUCCGUGCUGCGGCUGGUGGAGAAGCAGAGGAAUGGAGAGACGAUCGAGCAGAGCCAAAUCAAGAGUGUCGUGGACUCCUUUGUGUCCCUCGGCCUGGACGAAUCAGACAGCACCAAGACCACCCUGGAUGUGUACAAGGAAUUCUUCGAGAAGCCGUUCCUUAACGCCACCGCCGAGUACUACAAGCAAGAGUCGAGUCGCUUCCUUGCGGACAACAGUGUUGUUGAUUACAUGAAGAAGGCCGAGGCACGCCUGGAUGAGGAGAAGGAGCGCGUCCCGUUGUACCUGCUGGACGAAAUCAUGGCUCCCCUCAUGAAGACGUGCGAGACGGUUCUGAUUGCCGAUCACUCACAAGCUCUUCGCGAGGAGUUCCAGCUUCUUCUGGAUCAGGACCGCAUUGACGAUUUGGCACGGAUGUACAAGCUGCUCGCUCGGAUUCCCCAAGGCCUCGACCCUCUUAGGACCCGUUUCGAGAACCACGUCCGAAAGGCCGGCCUGUCUGCGGUCGAGAAGGUCGCAACGGAUGAUCUUGAGCCUAAGGUCUAUGUAGAGGCUCUGCUGGAAGUCCACACUCAGUACCAGGAUCUGGUCAACAAGGCUUUCGCGGGCGAGUCGGAGUUCGUCAGAUCGCUGGAUAAUGCAUGCAGGGAGUUUGUCAACCGCAACAAGGUCUGCAAGUCAGGGUCUACCAAGUCGCCUGAGCUUCUAGCCAAGUACACCGACCAGCUGCUGAAGAAGUCCGGUGCCAAGAUGUCUGAGGAAGAUGACAUGGAGAAGCAGUUGACACAGAUCAUGACCAUCUUCAAGUACAUCGAGGACAAGGAUGUCUUCCAGAAGUUCUACUCGCGCAUGCUUGCGAAGCGUCUGGUCAACACCAACUCGGCUUCCGAUGAUGCUGAAACUUCCAUGAUCGCCAAGCUGAAGGAUGCCUGCGGUUUCGAAUACACGAACAAGCUUCAACGUAUGUUCCAGGACAUGCAGAUCUCCAAGGAUCUGAACUCCUCCUAUAGGGAGUGGAUGUCCGGCCUCGACGACGACGUGAAGAAGGGGGCUAUCGAUGCUACCUACCACAUUCUCGGUACCGGUUUCUGGCCGCUCAACCCUCCAACCACCCCAUUCGCUCCUCCGCAGGUCAUCGUCAAGACUUACGAGCGCUUCGGCUCCUUCUACGGCUCCAAGCACUCCGGCCGCAAGCUCACAUGGCUGUGGCAGCUGUGCAAGGGUGAGAUGCGCGCUAAUUAUAUUAAGAUUCCCGGCAGCAAGGCGUCUCCCAUCUUCCAGGUUUCCACUUACCAGAUGGCCAUCUUGUUGCUUUUCAACGACUCAGAAACUCUAAACUACGAGGAUAUUGAGCAGGCAACGAAGCUUGAUAGAGGAACCAUGGAUCCCAGCAUCGCCGUCUUCCUCAAGGCGAAGGUGUUGACUAUUAGCCCUGAGGGGUCUAAGCCUGAGCCUGGGACAAGCUUCACCCUCAACCACGGUUUCAAGACCAAGAAGCUGAAGGUCAACCUGAACAUCGGUAUCAAGAGUGAGCAGAAGCAGGAGGUCGAGGAUACGCACAAGACGAUCGAGGAGGACAGGAAGCUCCUCAUGCAGUCGGCUAUUGUGCGUAUCAUGAAGUCCAGGAAGAAGAUGAAGCACCAGCAACUCGUCGGCGAGACGAUCAACCAGAUCCGCUCUCGCUUCACGCCCAAGGUCGCAGACAUCAAGAAGUGCAUUGACAUUCUGCUAGAGAAGGAGUACCUGGAGCGUCUUGAGGGAGAGGAGAACGAUCUCGGCUACUUGGCUUGA